Molecule: messenger RNA, 1792 nt
Organism: Culicoides brevitarsis
Lineage: Eukaryota; Metazoa; Arthropoda; Insecta; Diptera; Ceratopogonidae
Gene: Aldh
Product: aldehyde dehydrogenase, mitochondrial
Exons: 6
Coding region: 172-1722 (516 amino acids)
Molecular function (GO): aldehyde dehydrogenase (NAD+) activity
Source: RefSeq, a predicted model, not a curated record
UAAAAUUCAUCUUUCGACAAGUACGGCGGUGCUCUUGUUCGCGUUAAUAAAUUAUUAUUUUCCGUCGAAAUACAUUUAAUUAAUCAUACCAAUUAGUGCUAAAAUACUAAAAAAAUAUCAGAGAAUCAAAAUAUAUCAAAACUUUGAGCUGUAAUUUGUUCAAAAUACACAAUGAUUCGCACAAUUUUAUCGAAGCCGCUUGCUCGUUUAUCUCAUUUGGCGAUUCGUGGCAAUGCGAGUAUGCCUGCUCCAAAUCCAAAUCCUGAAGUUUUGUACACAGGACUUUUUAUCAACAACGAAUGGCACAAAGCGAAAAGCGGAAAAACUUUUAAAACAUUGGAUCCCUCAACUGAAAAAGUAAUCGCUGAAAUUCAAGAAGGCGACAAAGCAGAUAUUGAUAUAGCUGUUAAAGCUGCACGUCAAGCAUUUAAAUUGAAUUCACCAUGGCGCACAAUGGAUGCUUCAGAUCGAGGAGUGUUGUUGAAUCGUCUCGCAGAUUUGAUGGAACGUGAUCGUGUUUAUUUGGCGAGUUUAGAAACGUUAGAUAAUGGAAAGCCAUAUAGCAUGUCGUAUAAUGUUGAUAUUCCGAUGUCAAUCAAAUAUUUGCGUUAUUAUGCAGGAUGGGCUGAUAAAAACCAUGGAAAAGUUAUUCCAAUGGAUGGAGAUUUCUUCGUUUACACACGCCAUGAGCCUGUAGGAGUUUGUGGACAAAUUAUCCCAUGGAAUUUCCCUGUUUUGAUGGCUGCUUGGAAGCUUGGGCCUGCUUUGGCAACGGGAAAUACUGUUAUUCUUAAACCAGCUGAACAAACAUCCUUAACCGCUCUUUAUAUCGCACAAUUGACGAAGGAAGCAGGAUUUCCAGCUGGCGUUAUAAAUGUUGUUCCCGGAUUUGGCGCCGCAGGAGCAGCUCUCGUUCAUCAUCAUGAUGUCGAUAAAGUUGCUUUUACGGGUUCAACGGAAGUUGGCAAAAUAAUUCAACAAGGAUCGGGCGCAAGCAAUUUGAAACGCACAACAUUGGAAUUAGGCGGAAAGUCACCAAACAUUAUUUUGUCAGAUGCUGAUAUGGAUCAUGCCGUUGAAACAUCACACUUUGGAUUAUUUUUCAAUGCUGGCCAAUGUUGUUGUGCGGGUUCACGUACAUAUGUUCAAGACAAAAUAUAUGAUGAAUUCGUUGAGCGAAGCGCUGAACGUGCUAAAAAACGUACUGUUGGCAAUCCAUUCGAUUUAUCUGUGGAACAAGGUCCUCAAGUAGACAAUGAGCAACUCACAAAAAUUUUGGGACUCAUUGACGAAGGAAAGAGACAAGGCGCUAAAUUAGUUGCUGGAGGAAGUCGUUAUCAAGGUUUGCCCGGAUAUUUUGUUGAGCCUACGGUGUUUGCGGACGUCAAAGAUGACAUGGUAAUCGCAAAAGAAGAGAUCUUUGGUCCUGUGCAACAAAUUAUCAGAUUCAAGGAUUUGGAUGAUGUUAUUGAACGUGCAAAUCAUACAGAUUAUGGACUUGCUGCUGCUGUUUUCACACAAGACAUAGAUAAAGCGAAUUAUAUUGUUCAAGGUUUACGCGCAGGAACAGUUUGGGUAAAUGCUUACAAUGUUCUCGGAAGUCAAUCGCCAUUCGGAGGCUUUAAAAUGUCAGGGCAUGGUCGUGAAGGCGGAGAAUACGGAUUACAAGCAUACACAGAAGUCAAAAGUGUCAUUACUCGUGUCAACAAGAAAAAUUCUUAAAAGAUUUGAAAUUCAACUAAAAUUCAUAAUGUUUGAUAAAAACUUCUAAAUAAACUUUUUAUUUUCUUCA